AUGACUUUAAAUUAUGAAACAUUAAUACGAGCCGCUAUUAAACAACCAGAAGACCGUACAUUAACAGAAGUAAAUGAUUUUAUAUUUCCAUGGUUAAAAGCGUCAUUAAAGAAGAAACAAGGAAUAUUUCAAAAAAUUAGCGAUGAAGUAAUACACGAAAUUUGUAAAUCAAUUAUCCUUGAAAGGCGUCAACCAUGGGAAAUCGUAAUACGUCAAGAAGAAGUUGGAGACAAAUUUUAUAUCGUUUUACAAGGUUCAGUGAACAUUUAUCGAUUAGAUGAUGAUGUAAAAGCAACAAUAACAGAUAAUACAAGUCCAACAAUUGAUCUAAGCGCUGGUUUGGAUUUUGGUGAACGUGCUCUAAUUACACAUGAACCUAGAAGUGCCACAGUUAUUACAGCAACAUAUACUGAUCUUCUCGUGGUUAAUCGCGAUGUUUUCAAUAGAACACUAAAAUGGGCUCAUGAAAAAGAAUUACAAGAGAAAACCGAGUUUAUUAACAAAUGUCCAAUGUUUUCCACAUGGAAUCCAAGAAUGAAACGUUUAGUUUCUCUCAAUUUAGAGCGUGGACGUUUUUCAUUCGAUGCACUGUUAUUUAAACAAGGAGAAAGAGCUAAUGCUGUCUAUUUUAUUUGGAGUGGCGAAGUAAAAUUGAUUAUUGAUCCGUUACUUCACUGGCUACAAUAUCCAAAUAUUUUAUCAUCGUCUAAACUAGCCAAAUCAGAUCCAUUCAAAUCUGCUGGUUUUGAAUUAUUUCUGCCUAUGUUAAAUAAUUUACCAAAUUCAAAUUCAUCACCGUAUUAUUCACAAAAAAUUGAACAACAAGCAAAACAACAAAGUUACGCAAUAAAACGUCGACAUAUGACAUUUGCUCAAGCUGAACAAGAAUUAAAAAAACGAAUGCUACAAAUUUCUCUCUUAACAGCCGGUGAUAUUAUUGCAUUGGAAGAAUAUGUAUGCGAUUUACAAACACAUAUGCAAACAGCACGUUGUACUAGUUCAUGUGAUAUCUUUUACAUUUUAAAACAUAAUCUUAUUCGUUUACAAAAACGAAUGGCUUCACAUGGUUUAACAGAAAAAUUGCGAGAAACUGUUUUAUUAACAUUUUCUGCUUAUAAACAACGUUUUAUUUAUUCAUCGAUACCAUUAAUACGAUUACUAACACUUGAAUUAGAAAAACGAAAUGAAAACGAUCUAAUGAGUAACAAUAAUUAUCAACAAAAACGAACAUGGAUACAAAUAUAUCAAAAUACACCAAAAUCUAAUCGUCGACAUCAACGAACUACAAAUCAACAAACAAAAACUCGACAAACACCUACAAUGAUUCGUCGUGAUUCUAAUUCUAGUACAAAUCCGUCUUAUACAACAUCAGGUGAUACAAUGGUAUCCGAUCAAGCAUUGAAAAAACUUGAAGAACGUUUAGAAGAUUGGCAUCAACGAAUGGGUCAAACAAGUAAACCACAAAUAGCAAAAUUACAACGUUAUAAUCUUAUGAAUAUCGAGGCAAGACGAAAGGUCUUAGCUCGUACAUUAAUGUCCGAUUCCACUCGUGAAGUUGAUAAUACAACAUUUGAUAUAACCGACGUAAACUCGGAUUAUUUAUCAAAUAUUCAGCAGCCAAGUGAAUCACUUUUUAAAAUUGAACUCGUUUUGGAGGAGAAUAUGGGAAAGAUACGGACUCGUAUACUGAGUGCACCUGUUGUAGUUUAUACCAAACAACAACAAUAUGAAGAUAUGAAACAAUACUUGAAAGCAGCAUGGAAACGAUUCCUCUCUCGUCCACAACCUUGUCCAUAA
Molecule: messenger RNA, 1797 nt
Organism: Didymodactylos carnosus
Lineage: Eukaryota; Metazoa; Rotifera; Eurotatoria; Philodinida; Philodinidae
Source: the annotation of a GenBank genome assembly